Messenger RNA from Hipposideros armiger (great roundleaf bat), 2019 nucleotides. It is a transcript of the gene ENDOD1, whose product is annotated as endonuclease domain containing 1. Lineage: Eukaryota; Metazoa; Chordata; Mammalia; Chiroptera; Hipposideridae. The transcript has 2 exons. Gene Ontology annotation, molecular function: hydrolase activity; metal ion binding; nucleic acid binding. The record is from RefSeq and is a predicted model, not a curated record. Bases 460 to 1962 code for a protein of 500 amino acids.
GGUCCCUGGGGCGCGCUGGCUCCGGAGGAUUCUUGGCGCGCAGCCCAGGGGACCGUCCCUUCCCAGUCCCUCGGAUUAGGCUGACUCUGCUCAAAUCUUCCACUCUUCGGAGCGCGCGUUCCCGCGGACUGCGGAGACGAGGCGGCGCUGUGGCAGGUGCCCUGCGUCUCCAGGCCCGGCUGCAGCGCGAGAGACGUUGUCAGCAUCCCCCGGCCCCAGCAGUAGGCCUCUGCAGCCAUCUUCAGGGAGGGAAAGUGCGCAGAAGGCGCGGCCUGGGGACGUGGACCCGCCCCCGCCGCCAGGGCCGCCCAGCUUGGCCCAGCUGCGCGCUCGCCCAGCAGCUCCGCGCCGGGGCUCCGACUUCCCCUCCCAGCCGCGCUCGCGGCCUCGAGCUCCCCGCCCGGCCCGCAGAGCCCGCAGAGCCCGCGCUGUGGCCGCCCCGCGCUCGCAGAGGCCGCCAUGGGCCCCGCGCGCUGGCUCGCGCUGGGCAGCCUCCUCGCCCUGGGCACGCUGCUGGAAGGCCGGCUCGUGGGCGAGGAGGACCCCGGCUUUGGAGAAUGUGACCAGUUCUUCUAUGCCGAGACCCCGCCUGCGGGGCUGGCGGCCGAGGGCCACGUGAAGAUCUGUCAGCGCUCCGAGGGCACUGAGCGCUUCGCCACCCUGUACAGCACCCGGGACCGCAUCCCCGUGUACUCGGCGUUCCGCGCCCCGCGCCUGGCGCCCGGCGACGCUGAGCAGCGCUGGCUGGUGGAGCCGCAGAUUGAUGACCCCAACAGCAGCCUUGAGGAGGUGAUUAAUGAGGCUGACGCCAUCACCUCUGUGAGCAAUCUGGGAAGCAAGCAAGCCCUGAACACAGAUUACCUGGAUUCUAAUUACCAGAGAGGACAGCUGUACCCAUUCUCCCUUAGCAGUGAUUUCCACACGGCCGCAUUCACUCUCACAAAUGCAGCUCCGAUGACCCCAUCUUUCCAGGAACGGUGGUACAUGAACCUCAACAGCCUAAUGGACCAGGCCCUGACUCCACAGUGUGGCAGUGGGGACGACCUAUAUAUCCUCACAGGCGCCGUGCCCUCAGACCACAAAGUCAAAGACAAAGUGACCAUCCCUGAGUUUGUUUGGCUGGCAGCCUGUUGUGCUGUCCCUGGAGGAGGCUGGGCCAUGGGGUUUGUCAAGCAUACCCGGGACGGUGAUGUCAUAGAAGAUGUGAUGGUGAAAGAACUCGAGAAACUGCUUCCAUUGAACCCUCAGCUGUUCCAGAACAACUGUGGUGAAACAGAACAAGACACAGAGAAAAUGAAAAAAAUCCUGGAGAUGGUGAACCAAGUCCAGGAUGAAGAACGAAUGGUGCACUUGAAAGAAAAGUCCAGUCCCCUUUCCAGCCCAGAGAGCGAGCAGUCAGCUCUGCUGCCUCCAGAGGCACCUGAAGAAAGGAGUAGCUUAUUCGGAAAAUUCAUGGGCUUCAUCACUUCCCCAUUCAUCAAGCUCUUCCAAUUAAUUUGUUACCUUGUGGUAGGAAUCCUGAAGAGCAUUGUGUAUUUCCUGUGGUAUGUCACCAAGCAGGUGAUUAACGGCAUACAAAGCUGCCUUUACCGCCUAGGUUCAGCCACCGUCUCGUACUUCUUGGCCAUUGGGGAAGAGUUGGCGAGCAUUCCCUGGAAGGUACUCAAAGUCAUAGUCAAAAUCAUCAGGGCCAUCCUGCGGAUCCUCUGUUGUCUGCUGAAGGCCAUUUGUCGCAUCUUGGGCAUCCCUGUCCGAGUCCUUGUAGAUGUGGCCUCUUUCCCUGUGUACACCAUGGGUGCAAUUCCAAUCGUGUGCAAGGACAUUGCCGUGGGACUUGGUGGCAUCAUCUCUCUGCUCUUUGACACUGCUUUUGGCACCAUGGGUGGCCUCUUUCAGGUUGUUUUUAGCGUCUGCAAGCGAAUUGGCUACAGGGUUACUUUUGAAAAUUCUGGAGAGUUAUAGAACUCAAAACACUAAUAGUGUCCAGUCACCGUGAAUUUGAUUUUUUUUUUUUAAAUA